Closterium sp. Yama58-4 is the source of this 1479-nucleotide messenger RNA. The record is from the annotation of a GenBank genome assembly. Lineage: Eukaryota; Viridiplantae; Streptophyta; Zygnematophyceae; Desmidiales; Closteriaceae.
AUGCGCAUCGUGCACACCCCCAGGAACGGGUGGCGCGAGUGGUUGCUGGGGAAAGCACUGCCGCGUGGCAAGCUGGGAGAGGCUCCGGGAGCUGAAAAAUCAGGAUGUUGCUCCACUACCCCCGUUUCUGAGGGGCGAACAGCAACUCUACCACACGAACCAGCAGAUCUCCCCUAUGGAAAAAACGGCACAGAACACCCUCCGACAACCACGAGGCAAUCCCUCUGCCCCCCAUUCCACCGCACCCCACCCAUUGCAGCCACCACAGGGUCCAAUCUGGGAAGCAGGCACGGCUGCUGCACAGCAAAUCACGCGCCCAUGUGCCAGUCAAACACUGACACGUGGCGCACAUGCUGCCGCCGGCCGGACUGGCAAGGCACGGCAUCACCCACGAUGACAAAACCCGACUUCGGGAAUUACCACAGCAACAGCGCCGCAGCAGGCUUCACAGAGGCAGCAGGCUUCACAGAGGCAGCAGGCUUCACAGAGGCAGCAGGCUUCACAGAGGCAGCAGGCUUCACAGAGGCAGCAGGCUUCACAGAGGCAGCAGGCUUCACAGAGGCAGCAGGCUUCACAGGGGCAGCAGGCUUCACAGAGGCAGCAGGCUUCACAGAGGCAGCAGGCUUCACAGGGGCAGCAGGCUUCACAGGGGCAGCAGGCUUCACAGGGGCAGCAGGCUUCACAGAGGCAGCAGGCUUCACAGGGGCAGCAGGCUUCACAGAGGCAGCAGGCUUCACAGAGGCAGCAGGCUUCACAGAGGCAGCAGGCUUCACAGAGGCAGCAGGCUUCACAGAGGCAGCAGGCUUCACAGAGGCAGCAGGCUUCACAGAGGCAGCAGGCUUCACAGGGGCAGCAGGCUUCACAGAGGCAGCAGGCUUCACAGGGGCAGCAGGCUUCACAGGGGCAGCAGGCUUCACAGGGGCAGCAGGCUUCACAGAGGCAGCAGGCUUCACAGAGGCAGCAGGCUUCACAGAGGCAGCAGGCUUCACAGAGGCAGCAGGCUUCACAGAGGCAGCAGGCUUCACAGAGGCAGCAGGCUUCACAGAGGCAGCAGGCUUCACAGAGGCAGCAGGCUUCACAGAGGCAGCAGGCUUCACAGAGGCAGCAGGCUUCACAGAGGCAGCAGGCUUCACAGGGGCAGCAGGCUUCACAGGGGCAGCAGGCUUCACAGGGGCAGCAGGCUUCACAGGGGCAGCAGGCUUCACAGGGGCAGCAGGCUUCACAGGGGCAGCAGGCUUCACAGGGGCAGCAGGCUUCACAGGGGCAGCAGGCUUCACAAAGGGACCCAAUUUUCGAAGGGAUGACAAGUUUUGCAAGCUUCACAUAUGCAGCACGCGAACCACUGCAGCCGCUGGUUGCCUGCUGCCAUCGCUGCUGCUACCGUCGCUACCACCCACGUACACCACCAGCAGUGCACCCGGGCUAUCGCAGUGGCCCUCGUGCACACACGCCUUUGAAGCCACUGGGGCUGGAAAGUGA